This is a messenger RNA of Orbilia oligospora ATCC 24927, 3042 nucleotides long. RefSeq lists its product as uncharacterized. The transcript has 3 exons. Gene Ontology annotation, cellular component: extracellular matrix. The record is from RefSeq and is a predicted model, not a curated record. Lineage: Eukaryota; Fungi; Ascomycota; Orbiliomycetes; Orbiliales; Orbiliaceae. Bases 1 to 3042 code for a protein of 1013 amino acids. Gene Ontology annotation, molecular function: GPI anchor phospholipase D activity.
AUGGCUCACCAUUCGAGUCGCAUAUCUUCGCUGAUAUGCUCGUAUCUAUCAUUUUCGAUUCUAUUGUUCACGGGCUCGUCAAUUGCCUGUGGAGUUCUGACACAUAACGAAAUCCUCCGUCGUGCCCGCUAUCUCUACUCGAUCUACCCAACAGACACAAGCAACCAUACCCCACACUACAUCCACCAUGCCUACAUUAACAACAUAUUAUCGGACCCAUCCAAUCGUGCCGCUCAGCAAGCCGGGGCAUUCUUCCCCGACUGGGGCUAUGGCUGCUUCUCCAAUGACGCCCCUGCAGAAGCAGCUCAUUGGCCACCUUUCGUCGCAGCCUCGAUCCGUCACUUCCAUAAAAAAUAUGGUCCGGUUCUAAUAACAUCCCUGACUCCACCAGACGGCAAUGGCGAACUCGUCACCAAUAAACUCUGGCCGAACGGCACUACCAUGACCCGUGACGACCUUGAACAUAAAAACAAACUUAUAUCGUUCAUUUUUGCAGUCGCCUUACACGGCUCCUCAGAUGCCACAUGGCACUCACUAAAAAUGUACAAUGGCUUCAUCCGGAUGGUCGCUGGUCUCGAUUUCUCCGGCUCCUAUAGCGACGCACAUACCCUCGUCGAUACAGGCGGCGAUGUAAUCCUUGCGAAUAGAAUGGAUAACCUACCACCCGAAUCCCAUGCUAAGAACUGGGUAUCGAGUACUUGGUGGGUUCCUACUAGCGAUAUUCUCGAGAUAUAUGAGAGUAUGGGGAUUACUACUGUAAAUCGGUUUACCUUUUCGUUCUGUAUCGCUCGGGGUCUUGCUGCUAUUCAGGCGGUUGUGUCUGCUAGCGGGGCACUAUAUGAAGCUUAUGCGGAGAAGUCGCCGGCUAUGGUUGACUUUUUUGAUGAGUAUUAUCUCGGUGGGAUGGAUGAGAUGGCUGCGAAUGCGGUUUGGUGUUGGAGGAAUGUGACGGAGUGGAUGGUUAGUGGGGCUGAGGGUGCUGGAGAUGGGUGGGGUAUGUGUGAUACUUUCCAGCUGAUCAAAGCCAGGGACGGAGGUAAAAUCGAGCCGCCAGAUCCACCCGCUGGUAAAGAUAACGACCUCGUGGGAUAUGGAAGACACGGAGAGUCCUACGGGGAUCUGCUCAGGAACAAUAAGGAAUUCAAGAAAUUGGUGGAGAAAUACGAGGAUAAUAUCUACCAAGACGAUUUACCGUCAGGUGCGGUGGAAAUAUAUGUUCCUGACAACCUACCUUGGUUUGAGCGCCCUCCACCAUCUCGACGGUCUGACGAAAAGCAACAUCCCUUAUUCGAUUCAUAUUAUCGAGACGAUGACGACUCAGCUACAACUACGAAAUCGGACAAGUUCCACAUUCCGCUCCCUACGCCGUCACCAUUCCCAGGCAGCUUUGGAGAACCGAUAUUCAUCUCAACCGCAAAAGCAUUCUCAAAGUUCGGGUCGUAUUUGAGCAUCGGGUCUCACGGUACAAGUAAACUUCUUAAGGGAUUUGGAGUGAUAGAAUCCCAGGAAGGAUCGGUAGACCUCACAGCUUCAGCGCUUUCUGAAACCGAGGAUCAGGACUAUGUAGCCGGUGGAGCGGUUUAUAGCAUCGACCUAAAGGACGUCACGAACGUAAAGACGGUUUAUGACGAUGAAGGGAGAAUAUGGGCUGAGGCCCUCGCCAAGAAACUCGUCCGAUUUUCGGGCAGGAAUGACGGAGUCGGUAUUAAGGUCAGCAACUUCAAUCUCGAUGGAGUAUGCGGCAUCUCCACCAAGAUUGGUAAUGGUACCGUAGUCAUGAACGGGGUCAAAAAGCCAAAGUUGAAUAUCGACACUACUUUUCAAGAACCCAAUCAUCCGAACGCGAGAUUCGGGGCGGCGACUACGGCUGUCAGGUUAAAACUUGGGGUAUUCAAUGUAGUUACUGCACCAGGACCCCAAAUUUUUAAUGCUUCUUCACCUCGGAUUGGAUUUAUUCCUUCUGGGUAUCUGGAUCUGUUCCUUGGUCCGCAGCGAAUUCUUCGGCUUGCUUUUGAAGACCUACCGGGUGGUGAUAGGAUUGGUGAGCGAGAAUUUGGCACGGUGGUUUUAGCCGCUGAUAUUGACGGCGACGGAGAGGAAGAGGUCAUCAUUGGCAUGCCAUUUGCAGACGGCGAUAGGCCAGGCUGUGGAGUUCAGCUUGCCGAAGGAGAAGUUGUCGUUAUCAAAAUGGGGAAGAUUGUGGAGAGCGUAUUCAAUGGAUGCGAUGGUGUUGUAGAAGGAGCGAUUCAGAGGCUUAAGUUGCCAAGUGUGGAAAAGAGAGGAGAAGAGUGUGGGCAAAAUACCUAUGAAUGGUUUGGGAAGUCGUUGGUGUGGGUUAAGCAAGCUGGAUUGCUAGGAGUUGGCGCACCGGGAAGAGGGAAGGUAUUCUUUUGGGGUUGGGAAGUCGAAGAUGGUCAGUUUACGUAUGAAUUUUCGAUAGAAGGGGGUAAAGGUGGAUUUGGAGGCUGGGGUUUAGAAAGUGGAGUUACAUCUGCUGGGAAGGAAUGGGUCGCUGUCGGAGUCCCUGAUGACGAUGUAGCACAAAAGGGACAUGUUCAGGUCUACAGAAUCGUAAACGGAGAAGGUGUGUUAGUCGCCAGGGUGAAAAGCUGGGAAGACGAAAAGUUUGAGAAGUUUGGAAUGGUGCUGAGGGCAGAUAAUGGAGACGAGGGACUGUGGGUUGGCAGCCCCUGGGCGCAGAAAGAGAGGGGUGCAGUUUGGUGGAUCGAUAUAGGGGCUAUUGCCAACUGGGAAGGGAAUUGGAAGAAAAAGGUUAAGUUGCAUAGGGGUCCUACGGUACAAACUCCUGUUGUAGAGAAAAGCAAGAAAGAGAUGAUCAGAGAGUUUCAAGUUCAGAUGCAGUUGAUGGGACCAGAACCUGGGGCACACUUCGGAGCAGCAUUGGCCUCAGUAGAUAUCAAUGGUGAUGGUAAAGACGAUUUGGUUGUCGGUAUACCCUACUGGGCUGUUGCGAACCCUGAUGAGAACGCACGGUUCAAAGGUGCAGUGGCAGUUUUUACUAGAAUCGACGGCGAAGUAUGA